Prosopis cineraria is the source of this 1349-nucleotide messenger RNA. RefSeq names its product CASP-like protein 4A3. The transcript has 3 exons. The record is from RefSeq and is a predicted model, not a curated record. Lineage: Eukaryota; Viridiplantae; Streptophyta; Magnoliopsida; Fabales; Fabaceae. Bases 319 to 1032 code for a protein of 237 amino acids.
CUGCCUGAGAGGGAUCGGUGUGAGUGAAAGUAUGACGACCGCAAAGAAGUUGAUUGCUUGGGAUAUGAAUCACUUUAGUAGCUUGGUGGAAUGUUAUAUAAGAUGCACGAUCCGAUUUUGUCCCCGCAAGGUCCUCACCAAUGAAAGCAUGCCAAGUAAGAAGAUCUGCAUGAUUGGCUCGCAAAGAGGCAGGCUCAUUGGCCAGAGACUUUGUUGACUCAAAUCGACUUCUGAGAGACGCGAAGCAACUGAAGCCUCAGACUUUUUUCAAGCGUCUUUCUUACUCCCUCCCUUUCUCUUUUGGCUUGUAAUUUAUUUAUGAUAAAAAUAUCUUCUUUUCAUGAUCCUGGAUUCAAAUUGCAAAGAACUGAACACAACAACAAUGAAAUAAUGGCAAGCAUGAAGUGGGAGUCUGGGGGUCAUCAGUUGGAGUCGCAUCACCCAAGCGACACGCCAGGGUCAAACUACCACACGGCUCAGAACACACCGGAGGUGCUGCACUGGGAUAACUGUCAGGAGCAGCAGCAAGUAGCGCCGGCAGCGUUGAAGAGGGAGACGGUGGUGAGGACGACAGAGCUAGUGUUGAGAAUGUGCGAGGUGGUGUUAUGUCUAGUCUCUGCUUCGAUUAUGGCCACGGACAGGACUCAAGGUUGGGCCGGUGACUCCUUUGAUCGCUACAAGGAAUACAGGUACUGUUUAAGUGUGAAUGUGAUAGGGUGUGUAUACUCGGGAUUUCAAGCUUGUGAGAAGGCGUAUCAACUCAUGUCUGCCAAAAACAAAGGCAUCUUCACUCCCAACCUCCGCUCUCACUUCGAUUAUCUCAUGGAUCAGGUGGUGGCGUAUCUGUUGGUGUCAGCGUCGUCGAGCGCAGCGACGAGGGUGAAGGACUGGGAAUCAAACUGGGGAAAAGAUGACUUCACAGAGAAAGCAAGUGCUUCCAUUGCCAUGGCGUUUCUGGGUUUCAUUGCCUUUGCAAUUAGCUCACUCAUUUCCUUCUUCAAACUCGGAACUUCCACGUCAUCUUCCACUUGAUGAUCCUCCUCUUUCACCUUUCCGUCUUCGUCGACCUGCUUUUUCUCUAUCUGUAUAGUAACUUUACUUUCCAUUCCACCCCAGUGCUUCUCCAUUAUAGAUCUUUACUCUUUUAUUAGGGUGGUGAAGCAAAUUAAAUAGAUCCAACUUUGGUAUGAACGGAAAGUGGAUGCGGCACGUUAUUUGAGUGUUAAUUAAUUGAAAAGUCUUUUUCCAGUGGAGGGUAGGACCGCCUGAUUUCAUCAGAAUUCAAUUUCUACAUAUGUGGUCUCAGUAAAGUUGGUUUCCACUAUGAUCCAAUCUUUCUUUUUCUUUUU